Messenger RNA from Closterium sp. Naga37s-1, 7542 nucleotides. The record is from the annotation of a GenBank genome assembly. Lineage: Eukaryota; Viridiplantae; Streptophyta; Zygnematophyceae; Desmidiales; Closteriaceae.
AUGCCCAAGGUGCUCAAGGCGCUCGCUACAGCCACAUCCGUUAAGCUCAGCUCUCUUUACCACGGCUCCGCGCCAGAAGAGAGCCUUAUGGAAGCUUACUGCAGCCUGGCGUUCACUCUCUUUGAAGAUGCCGAAUUGCUCAAGAACGGGGAUGUGCGCGCGCCGCUCGUGCAGAUCGUGGCGCAGUGCGCCGUGAAGCAGGGGUACCUGGUGCAGGUGGUAUCUGGCCUGCUGCACCUGCUGCACCACCAGAAGCACUCCCCCGAUAUAGUCACAGACGUGGUGGUGUACGCGGAUGAGCAGCUGGGGCAGGCGAGCCUGGCGGCGGCGGUUCUGCAGGAUGUGGGGAGGACGGGGUUGAAGGAGUACAGCCGUGCGAACAGCGGCGUGCACGAGGUGGCGGAGUUUCUCGUCGCCCUCGCCAACAAGCAGCCUCGCCUGCUCGCCGCCUCCCUGCCGCUGCUCGUGCCGCACCUCGAGCACGGGGAGUCCGCCGUGCUGCGCUGCGCCAUCGUCACCGCCAUCAGCCGCCUCCUCGCGCGCCUCUACUCCGCCGACGCUGGCGGAGCGGUGCCCGCGGCAGGGGACGGGGGCGCGGAGGGGGAAGGAGCGGAAGGGGACGAGGACGGAGAGGGCGGAAGGGAAUCCGCGGGUGGCGCGGAGGAGGAAGGCCCCGCGGCGAGGGGCGCGAUGCGCGCGCGGCUGCAGAGGCUGCGGAGCAAGCAGGGGCUGCUGGCGGUGCUGAUGGAGCGCGCGCGCGACCAGUCCGCGCACGUGCGCAGCCGCGUGAUGCAGGCGUGGGCGUGGCUGUGCGGGGAGAAGGCGGUGCCUCUGGGGCACUGGAACGCCGUGGCGGAGCUGGCGGUGGGGCGGCUGGAGGACAAGUCGUCGCUUGUGCGGAAGAACGCGCUGCAGCUCCUGGGCGAGAUGCUCCACCAGAACCCAUUCGGCCCGAGUUUGCGAGUGGCGCCCUUCGAGGUCACCCUGGAGAAGGCGCGCGUCGAGCUGGCAGCCAUGGAGGAGAGCCGCCGACGCGCCGAGCAGCAGGAGGCUAGCGAGGGAGGCGAGGGCGACGGUGAUGGAGAGGGUGAGGGCGAGGGGAUGGAGAGUGCAGGAAAUGAAGGGGCAGGAGCAGCGGCUGCAGCAGUGGAAGUGGGGGUGGUGGGGGAUUCUGAAGGAGGAGUGGGCGAUGAUAGCUGGGUGGACUCCCAGGCCACCCAGGGGGACGGGGAGGGGGAGGGAGGCAAGGCAGGAGGCUCUGCUGGUGCUACUGCAGAGGGGCUUUCAGACGGAGCUGCUGGGGUAGCAGGCGUGGCAGGCGCAGCAGGAGCAGCGGGCGGAGCAGGCGCAGCAGGGGCAGCAGGGAAGGCGGUGCUGGGGCGGGCGUUCGGGGUGGAGCAGACGCGCACGCUGGUGGCGUCGCUGAGCGCGGGGCUGCAGUUCUGCCGCCUGCUGGCCGCCGUCACGGGCGCGCUGGCGGCGCUGCUGGGGUCGAGCGCCGUGUCGGACGUGGAGGGCGCGAUUCUGCUGCUCACGGCGCUGCAGCACUUCCGCGUGGAUGGGGCGAGCGAGCGACUCAAGAAGAUCCUGCCACUGGUGAGAUGGGAUACGAGUGUGGGGAAGGUGAGGAGUGGAUGGGUGGGAGUGGGGGUGGGGGUGGGGGGGGAAAGUGUGGAGUGGGGAGAGAUGGUAGGGGGAAGAGAGGGAUGGCAGUUGAAAGAUGGUUGGGAGGGCGCCAUCCUGCUGCUCACGGCGCUGCAGCACUUCCGCGUGGACGCAUGCGACUUCCAUCUCUGCCCUCUCAUCUCCCUCUCAUCUCUCUCCUUCCCAUCCUCCCUCGCUCCCACCUCCUCAUGUAUUCUCGCACGACCCUGCUGUGCGAGCAGCGGUGGAGGCAGCUGUGCUGGAGCUGCACGUGAAGGGGCGAGCCUCAUCCCCUCCCUUCCUUCGCUUCCCCAUCCCCCGCAGGUCUUCUCUCACGACCCAGCAGUGCGAGCAGCGGUGGAGGCGGCGGUGCUGGAGCUGCACGUAAAGGGGCGCUCAUCGCAGCAGGCAGCGCGCAGCCUCGUGGCUCUCACGCACGGCGCCUCCUCUGGCGACCUGGCGGCGCUGGAAGUGCUGGUGGGCACGUUCGUGCAUAAUGGAGACGUUACAAUGCAAAUGGUGAAUGAGAAUGACUCUCGAGUGGGGGGAAAUGUUUCUGGCGACCUGGCGGCGCUGGAGGUGCUGGUGGGCACGUUCGUGCACAACGGAGACGCCAAGAUGCAAAUGGUGACCAUCUUAUGGGACAUCUUCGCUUUCAACCUGCCCGGAGCCACGUCAGCAGAGAGCACAGGCGCGCUGAUCCUCCUCUCCAUGGCCGCAAAAACCCGCCCGGAAAUCCUCAACCACCAUCUGAGCGCGCUCCUAGCCAUAGGCCUAGGCAGGCGGGCUCAGAGCGACCCUCUGCUUGCUCUCUACACCUGUAUCGCCCUGCAAAGGGUUUCUGCGGAGGUUCGGGAGGAAAUGGGGGCAGGGCACCGGGUGUUUGCGCUGCUGGAGGGGGUUAUUUCAGGCAGCUCGCUGGAUCUGCCCGAAAGGGCGAGGUACGGGGUGAUAGAGCAGGCGGUGAGGGCGGUUUAUGUGCUGCAUCCUGCGCCGGAGAGGUACUGUGGCGUGCUGCUGAAGAAGCUUGUAAAGGGGAUGUUUGGACAGGGUGUUGCUGUGGGGGGUGGAGGGGGAGGUGGGGGAGGAGGGGAGGGUGAGGGGAGGGAGGGAAGUUGCGUGAGUGGUGUUGUUGAUGGUAGUGGGGAGGCCGGUAACGAGGACAAAAAUGCUUUCGUUUUUGUGACCGGGCAGGCUGCCCUAGAGCACUUGGUCCACGUGGAGAGGCUCGUGCGCCGCAUCCGGGCAGCCCGGGCAGCAAAGGAAAAAGCAGAGGCUGAAGCUGCUGCCGAAGCCAUGGAGGCCAGCCUGACCGGGAAAAAGCCAAAGGCAGGCAGGAAGAGCACUGGCCGGAAGAGUACAGUCUCUGGGGCAGGGAAGAGGAGAAGCGUCGCUGCCACCCCUGUAACAUAUGAAUACGAGAGUGAGGAGGAGGAGGCGGGAGAGGAGAGUGUGGAUGUGAGGGAGGAGGAAGAGGGGCUAGCAGGUGAUGGAGGGGAGGGCGGGGGAAGGGAGGAUAAGAUGGGGGAGGAGCUUGGGACGGCAGUGACAGCAGAGGCGCAGCUAGAGGCGCUGCAGGAGCAGGUGGAGGGAGAGAUAGUGGCCAUGGAAAAGGGGCUGGAGAGGAGGCGGGGCGAGGGGAGGGAGUACCUGGUGGGGCGGGUAGCGUGGUUCGUCUCGGCGCUGUGCAGGCGGCCUCAGGCGUUUGCGGCGAGUCAGGGCGUGUAUGUGUGCGCUGUGCUCUCAUUGUCGAAGCUCAUGGCCAUCGACAGCCACUUCUGCGAGUCCCACCUGCAGCUGCUCUUCACACUCCUCCGCACCCAUCCGCACCCCUCUGUGCGCGCCAACGCCAUGGUGGCCCUCGGAGACCUGGCCCUGCGCUGCCCCAACCUGCUGCAGCCAUGGACGCCCCACGCGUACACCGCUCUCAGCGAUGGAGACGCCUUCGUGAGAAGACAGGCGCUCUUGGUGCUCUCUCACCUCAUUCUCAACGACAUGAUGAAGGUGGGCCGUCACAGUGGUUGGGCUCAUAUGCUCUGUUCUUGGGUACGUCUUUGUGUGGCGGUAGGCACGGUAACGCUGCUGGUGCUCUCUCACCUCAUUCUCAACGACAUGAUGAAGGUGAAGGGCCACAUCAGCAGCCUGGCAGUGUGUCUCGAGGACCCUUCCAUUCCACACUUGCCCUCGUAUUUUCAUCUUCCCUUCCAUCCCCCUUGUUCUCUCCCCCACCGCCAGGUGAAGGGCCACAUCAGCAGCCUGGCGGUGUGUCUGGAGGACCCUGAGCCGCGCAACGCUGACCUCGCCCGUCUUUUCUUCCACGAGCUCUCCAAAAAGGGUGAGUGCUCUCUGCUCUCCAAAAAGGGUGAGUGCUCUCUGCUCUCCAAAAAGGGUGAGUGCUCUCUGCUCUCCAAAAAGGGUGAGUGCUCUCUGCUCUCCAAAAAGGGUGAGUGCUCUCUGCUCUCCAAAAAGGGUGAGUGCUUUCUGCUCUCCAAAAAGGGUGAGUGCUCUCUGCUCUCCAAAAAGUGUGAGUGCUCUCUGCUCUCCAAAAAGGGUGAGUGCUCUCUGCUCUCCAAAAUGGGUGAGUGCUCUCUGCUCUCCAAAAAGGGUGAGUGCUCUCUGCUCUCCAAAAAGGGCUCCUCUCUGGUCUACAACCUACUGCCGGACAUGCUGAGCCACAUGGCGGUGAAUCCGCGCCUCUCAGAGCCCUCGUUGCACGCCAUCCUGCGCUUCCUCAUCGCCUUCAUAGACAAGGACAAGCAGCGCGAAGGGCUCAUCGACAAGCUCUGCCACCGCUUCACCAACGCCCACCCCGCAUCCUCUUCCUCGGCUACUGCGUCUAUUACUGCUGCUGCUGCUGCUGCUGCUGCUGCUGCUGCUGCUUCUCCCAAUGUGGUUCCUGCUGGGACUAUGGCAGAUGCCGCUGCUGCCAAUGGCGCUACCAGUGCUGCUGAUGCGGAUUCCGCGUCUGCUACUUCUCCUGAAGUAAUUCCUGCUGUUGCUUCUGAGGAAGGCAUCAGCACCAACAGCAGCGACAAUGGCGGCAAUACCAAGAACGCCAACGGUAGCAGCAGCAGGGGUGGCAGGGAUGGGAGGGUGCAGCAGCAGCGCAUGGUGGCCUUCUGCCUCUCCCUGCUGCCGAUCUCCGAGCGCGGUGCACGGCGGCUGAUGGACAACUACAAGGACAUGAAGGACGCUCUGGGGGACGCUGCCGUGCUGGAAUACCUGAGGACCGCCACUGGCAAGGCGAAGAAGUUUGCAAAGCCAGAGCUGAGGGAGGAGUUGGAGAGGUUUGAGGAGUUAAUGGGGAGGACGCACGAGGAGAAGAGGGAGGAGGAGGAGGCGUCUGCUGCCGCUGCUGCUGCCAUUGCUGCCAAGGCUGCUAAAACGGCUGCCAAAGCCGCUGCCAGGGCUGCUUCCAGGGAGGCUGCUGAGGAGCCUGCUGAAGAGGCUGCUGGGGAUGUUGGGGAUGCUGGUUCUGGAGAUGCGGAGAGUGAUGGUCCUAGUGACGAGGCAGAAGCAGGAGAGUUUAUGGAGUGUGAUAGUGGGGUGGAGGAGAGUGAGGAGGAGGGUGAGAAGGAUGAAAAGGUGGAGGAGGAAAGUGCUGGGGAGGAGGAGGCGGUGGAUACUCAGGAGGCAGAGGGAGAAAUGGACGAAGGGAGGGGGAUGAGUGUAAGGAGGAGCAGCCGUGGUGGCGGUGUGAGGAGCAGUGUGGGUAGCAGGGAGGUUUUGAAGGGAGCAGGGAGGGUGCGGGGUGGGGCAAGGGAGGAGGGGGAGAGGAAAGAGAGUGGGAGCAGCAGCGGGAGGAAGAGCAGGAGCAGCAUGAAGGGUGGGAGGGCUGGCAGCGGAGGAGGUGGGCGGAGGAGGAAGCUGGUUGCAUGGAGUAGCAGUGAGGAGGAGAGUGGAGAGGAGGAUGAGGGGGAGAGUGGAGAGGAGGAUGAGGGGGAGAGUGUAGAAGCGAGUGAGGAUGAAGUGGAGGAGGUGGUGGUGCAGAGGAGUGCAGUACGUAGGGGGAAGGCAAGGAAUCAGAGGAGGGCAAGUGGGCUGAAGGAAGGGGAGGAAUCAGAGGAAGGAGAAGGGGAAGAGGGAGCGGAGGAGGCAGCGGAGGUAGAGGAGGCAGGGGAUGAGACUGAGGGUGUUGAGGAAGUAAGUGACGGUGGGGAGGAGGGGAGUGAUAUCGAAGCGAGUGAGGGGGAGGGGAGUGAAGUAGGAGAGGAAGGGGGCGAGAUGGAUGGCAUGGAUGUUGAGGAAGUGGGAGAGGAGGGAUUGGAUGAGGAUGAGGACAGGGAGGAGGCGGAGGGGUAUGAGGAGGAUGAGGAGGAGGAAGAGGAGGAUGAGGAAGAUGGCGAUAGAGACAUUGUGGCAGAUAAGGCCCAGACGUUUAAGGUUGAAUUGAGGCCUGUUGGGGAGAGGAAACAUCCUGGCAGGCAGGGGGGCAGUGAGGAGAGGAAUGGUGGGAUAGAGAACGUUGUCUUGAGGCCAGUGGGCGAGAGGAAGGGCAGGGGGAGGGGGCAGAGGAGAGCGGUAUUGGAUAGUGACAGUGACGGGAGUGAUAGUGAUGGAGGGGGUGUGACUGAGGGAGGGGGAACAGCCAUGAGGCGGAUGAAGAACAGACGAGCGGCAUUGCUUGGGACAACCAUGGCGGCCCUCGCUUCUUCCCUGUCCGUGUCCUCGCGCUUGGCGAUGCCGUCGGCGGCGAUGACGGCGAGCAGCAGCAAGCUAAGCGCCUCGAGCUCGUUCGCGCCAAGCGUGAAGCACAGCUUCGGGUGCUCCGCGUCGAGCAGCCGCGUGGUGAUGGCGGCGGUCGCCGCCGGAAAGGAUAAGCCGAGGGACGGCUCCAAGAAGCCCGCGCAGGAGACGCUGCUCACGCCGCGCUUCUACACCACCGACUUCGACGAGAUGGAAGCGCUGUUCAACCGCGAGAUCAACCCGUACGUGAACCAGGCGGAGUUCGACGCGUGUCUGGAGGAGUUCCGCGCGGACUACAACCAGACGCACUUCGUGCGCUCGCCCGAGUUCAAGGAGGCGGCCGACAAGAUCCAGGGCCGCGCGCGCGAGAUCUUCGUGGAGUUCCUCGAGCGCUCCUGCACCGCCGAGUUCUCCGGCUUCCUGCUCUACAAGGAGCUGGGCCGCCGCCUCAAGAAGACCAACCCGUGCAUUGCGGAGAUCUUCACGCUCAUGUCGCGCGACGAGGCGCGGCACGCGGGGUUUCUGAACAAGGCGCUGUCGGACUUCAACCUGUCGCUGGACCUGGGGUUCCUGACCAAGGCGCGCAAGUACACCUUCUUCAAGCCGCAGUACAUCCUCUACGCCACGUUCCUCUCGGAGAAGAUCGGCUACUGGCGCUACAUCACCAUCUGCCGCCACCUCAUGGCGAACCCCGAGUUCGCGUGCUACCCGAUCUUCGGCAAGUUCGAGAACUGGUGCCAGGACGAGAACCGGCACGGCGACUUCAUCACGGCCAUGCUCAAGUGCUACCCCAAGUUCCUGACGGCGUGGGACUCGAAGCUGUGGGCGCGCUUCUUCUGCCUCUCCGUGUACGUGACCAUGUAUCUCAACGACCACCAGCGCGCCGCCUUCUACCGCAACCUGGGGCUGGACGUGAAGCAGUUCGACCUGCACGUGAUCAAGGAGACGAACCGCACGUCGGCGCGCAUCUUCCCCGCCGUGCUGGACGUCGACAACCCCGAGUUCGAGCGCAAUCUGGACCACCUCGUGCGCCUCCACGAGAGCAUCAUCGCCGUUGAUGCGAACCAAGGGACGCCCGAGCUGCUGCGGCGCGUGCAGAAGUUGCCGCUGCAGGCGGCGUUUGUGGGGGAGCUGCUCGCCAUGUACCUCAUGCGCCCCGUCGACGCGGGCUCCGUCGAGUUCGACCAGGAGGAGGCGCGCAUCGUCUAUUGA